AUGUUACUCACCACCGAGAAUACUACCCCUACCUUCCUCUUCACCUCCGAGUCUGUCGGCGAGGGCCACCCGGAUAAAGUCUGUGAUCAAAUCGCGGAUGCCAUUCUCGAUGCCUGUUUAAAACAAGAUCCUCUCUCCAAAGUCGCUAUCGAAGCUGCCGCUCGACCUGGUCUCGUCAUUGUGUUCGGCGUCUUGGACACUCAAGCUCAAAUCGACAUUGAAGCUAUCGUCCGCGUGGUUCUUCAGGAUAUUGGAUAUGACUGCCCAGACCAGGAACUCGACUACAAGACAUGCAAGGUGAUGGAUUAUGUUGAGCGACGAUCUGCUCCUGACACUGCUGCGCCAUCCCUUUUCCCCAGUCCGGCCGAGACAGAAGUCGCAGGCGACCAAGGAAUCAUUUUUGGCUAUGCCUCAAACGAGACACCGCAAGCACUACCCUUGACGAUUGACCUGUCUCAUCGUAUUUCACGACAAAUGAAAACCGCACGUUUGAACAAGACUCUGCCUUGGUUGCGACCGGACACUAAGACCCAAGUCACGGUUGAAUACAUCAGGCGAAACAAUGGAGAGACGGUUCCAUUGCGGGUGCACACAAUUGUUCUUACAGCACAGCACACACCAGACGUGACAGUCGAAAAGCUGCGGCAGGAAAUUUUUGAUCAGGUCAUUUGCAAGGCCGUUCCCGCGAAGUAUCUGGACGAUGAGACCGCCUACUAUAUUCAACCCACGGGAGACGUCGGAGUGACUCCAUCGGGCAAGUUCGCCGGCGUCACUGGUCGAAAGAUCGUUGUCGACACAUACGGUGGAUGGGGAGCUCACGGUGGCGGUGCCUUUUCUGGAAAAGACUAUCGUCAGGUGGACCGCUCUGCUGCAUACAUGGCACGGUGGAUUGCCAAGUCCAUUACUCAUGCCAGUCUCGCACAGCGUUGCAUGGUCCAGCUAUCUUACUCAAUCGGCAUUGCUGAGCCACUGAGUAUCUUUGUCGAUACUUAUGGGACAGGCAAAAUGACCGAUGCGCAGUUGGAAAAGGUUGUGUAUGAAAACUUUGACAUGCGACCUGCUGCUAUCGCAAAAGCAUUGGGCUUGAUGAGCCCAAUUUACUAUCAGACAUCAAAGAAUGGGCACUUCACCAACUCUCAAUUCCCGUGGGAGAAGCCCAAGGACUUGAGACUGUGA
Messenger RNA from Penicillium odoratum, 1176 nucleotides. Its product is annotated as methionine adenosyltransferase. Gene Ontology annotation, cellular component: cytosol. The transcript has 4 exons. The coding region runs from base 1 to 1176 and encodes 391 amino acids. NCBI's taxonomy places the organism in Eukaryota, Fungi, Ascomycota, Eurotiomycetes, Eurotiales, Aspergillaceae. The record is from RefSeq and is a predicted model, not a curated record. Gene Ontology annotation, biological process: S-adenosylmethionine biosynthetic process. Gene Ontology annotation, molecular function: methionine adenosyltransferase activity; ATP binding.